Molecule: messenger RNA, 963 nt
Organism: Pocillopora meandrina
Lineage: Eukaryota; Metazoa; Cnidaria; Anthozoa; Scleractinia; Pocilloporidae
Source: the annotation of a GenBank genome assembly
AUGAAUAUCAGCACAACAUCAAAUUCUCCUUCGGUCGAUGUAAGGUUUUAUCUGUUCACCCAGCUCGCCACAGGGAUCUCCCUGGUGAUUCUGUCGCCGAUAACAGUCAUUAGUAACCUCCUGUUAUUACUGACUAUUUACAAAGAUCCUCUCAAAUGUUUCCGUACACCUGCUUCGUAUCUCAUCAUCGCUUUAGGCUGUGUUGAUUUCACAACCGGUCUUGUUAUCGAGCCUCUCUUCGUUGCUUACCGCCUGACAAGUUAUUUGAAAUGGUCACUGUAUCCAGGCCGAUCAUACGAAAGCCUGCUAAGAAUUGGAAGUUCUAUUUCCACCGUAGGCCUCAACUUGUCAUUCUUGCUCGUUCUCGCUCUCAUUUGGUCACAGUUCCUUGCCAUAACUCACCCACAACGUUACCGCUCGGCCAUUACAACGCGCAGGAUCCUUGUAUUUGUUGGUGUCUCGACGCUGUACUUCACAGCUUUCACUCUUCUGCAAUUCAUCGGGGUCUCCCGAAGAAGCCUCCUUCAGAUAAAUCUCCAUUUCCAUGCCACAGUCAUAACAAUCCUGCUUUUUGUUGGUUCUGCUAUACUUCUGAGGUCACUUCACCGAUUUGCCAAAGAAUCUCGCCAAAAUGAAGACGAUGAAGACGAUGAAGACGAUGAAGGCUUGAGACAACUUACGGUGGCAACUUUGCUUCUAUCAGCAAUACUAAUAGCUUGCACUCUUGCUCAUAUCAUCACACUUAAUAUCUGGUUUUACACAGAACUGAAGACACCACAAGACACGCUUCAUCUCUCCGCUGCCAUUACAAUUGCAGACGAAAUGUUAUUUAUUAAGGUAGCUUCUGACGCAUUCGUUUACGCUUGGAGACUGCCAUACUACAGGAAGUCUCUGAAACUAGUGUUGACUCGUGCUAGGCAGCAAACUGGAAAUGAAGCCACUGAAAUGGUAACCAUGGCUUGA